Marasmius oreades (fairy-ring Marasmius) is the source of this 2247-nucleotide messenger RNA. RefSeq lists its product as uncharacterized. Lineage: Eukaryota; Fungi; Basidiomycota; Agaricomycetes; Agaricales; Marasmiaceae. The record is from RefSeq and is a predicted model, not a curated record. The coding region runs from base 1 to 2247 and encodes 748 amino acids. The transcript has 6 exons. Gene Ontology annotation, molecular function: protein serine/threonine kinase activity; ATP binding. Gene Ontology annotation, biological process: protein phosphorylation; mitotic DNA damage checkpoint signaling. Gene Ontology annotation, cellular component: nucleus; cytoplasm.
AUGGCGUCGUACAAAAUAUUCUAUCAAUUCGGUGCAGGGGGAAGAACCAUCUCCGUAGCCUUUGGCUGCUCUGUUCUCCCCGAUGAAUUCGUUGAUUUCCUUUACGAGAAGGUGGCAGAGCGGUUUUCGACAUUGGGGUUCAAAGACCCCUCAUUGUCGAUAGGCGAGCUCGUGUUGUACAAGACGCCCUCGAAACCGCCAGCUAUUCAACACGAACCUCUUGGGUUUGAUCCACAGGCAUGUCAACCUCUGGACAAUGCCUGUCGGAUCUCCCAAUACUGGCCAUCAGCACCUGAACUGACGGUGCAUGUCCUCGCCUAUUUCCACUCCUACACGAGGAAGCAGGACGUCUUGAUUGCCGCACCGAACAUUACUCUUGACAAGAAGAAGGAGAAACUGGUGUUUAAACUCGAGCUGAAACGGGAUGGCGAAAAGGUUCAGCCCAUGUGGAACACCUUUUUUACCUCGAAUGCGGAUGAGUGUCAGCAGGUCAUCGAUGGUGAUUUACCGCCAGAAAUCGAGAAGAUUGUGGAGAUGCCGAGAAAGCCACAUGGCCUUCCUGAGCAAACGGUGAUGAAAAAUUUCAAAACAUACAGUUCUUCCGAUACAUGUUCAGCUCUCGAACACGUCAUUUCUGACGACCAAGACGCGCAAGAUUACUUUGAAAACAAUGAUGAAAUCACCCAUUACCUCUCUGCUCUGAGUACCACGAGAAAUCAACCAAGUGAUCAACAUUUGACGUCUGAAUUGGCCGGGCAUGUUCUAAUCUAUAUUUUCGUGGCUCACUGGGAAGCGUGGAUCCCAAGCGGUAGUUAUCGUAUUAAUACAGCCUUACCGCUAUCCUUCCUUCUUCAUGCACACAAAGAGGGAAACGUGGUUUAUCGUUGUGAUUUUCAUCCUGGCUGGGCUUGUUUGGACCACGCACUGCAUCGUUUGUUGGUAGAGUUCGAGUCCUCCAGCGAUGACGAACGUAGGCUCCAGGUGCAGUUGCUAUGCACUUUCAAGUUUGCAUUGCUCCAUGUCCCGGACCACAAGAAAAACACAUUUUUCUUGAUGGGACUCUACAUCACGAAACUAUGGUAUGGUCAUUGUUGGGUUGUCUACAGGGAGGAAGGUGAAAAGAUAUCCUUACACAGGAGAGAUUAUAAUUUGAAGGUCCCAAUUCAACUUGUCUGUCUCAUUCGCGCUCUUUACAACUACUCGUAUUAUAUCAAAAACGAUGGUCCCGUCGUCGAGGCGCCAUAUGUCAAUAAACUGGCUCGUGAAGUCAAGGAAAGCUAUCCUAAUGUGCUCAGUACCAAGACCAGUAAAAAACCUCAACUUGGUGAGAACGACGAUGAGUCGGGACAGGGCGGUGAGCACCUGCAGGUCUGUAAGGCUAUCGAGUCCGCGUUACUGGACUCUGGUUACGCGGUAGGCAAAAAGAUCAAAGAGGGUGUUUUCCGGGCAUUGUACGAAGGAAAGCCAUUCAUUGCGAAACUGGUACACCAGGACGAACUAUCGUUCUUGCGUCAUCUGUCCUCGAUCGAAUCAUUGCAGAAGCACACCAUAGACUGCUUUGACACCUUGGAUUCAAGUCUGGGGAAACUGGUCAUGUUCCCUAUGUACCAUUCCCUCGACAAAAUUGGCGUUGAGAUCAACACCUCAAGUCCACUUAGCGGCUGGACCAUCCAAUUACGCCGACAGCUCGUGGACGGCAUUGCGUUUCUUCACAAACAACACAUAGCACAUCUGGAUAUCAAACCUUCGAAUCUCGUCUACGACUUCGAAGUUGAACGUCUCUUCAUCAUCGAUUUCGACGCUGCUGUUUGGUGCAAUGACAUGGAAAAGAAGGUUGAAAUCUGCUGGGGUACUGAAGGUUGGACAGCCCCGGAGGUCGUUCUCGACGAGAGUGAACCGGCGGGAGCGGUAAGCCCUAUCAGGGUCGACUUGUGGUCGUGUGGGCGAGUUCUUGCAUGGUUCGAUCAGUUCUCGAGGCCAUGUGCAAAGGACACCCGUUUGACGCGGCUAUCAAGCCUGUUGAUGGACAAGCAGCCAGAGUAUAGACCUCUCUUGCAUGAAAUUAUCGAUGAAGAUCAAGGUUUUUGGCACUCGGAGCGACUCAUUCGAGCUCUUGACAAACACUGUGACUAUAUUCAAUGCUUGGGGAGUGUGUCAAGCAAAAAGCGAGCACGACGAACCGAUGAAGAUCAAAACUUGGACCCGAAAAGACGUCGAAAGGACGAAGAGACAAAUGAUUUGAUUUGA